Capsaspora owczarzaki ATCC 30864 is the source of this 5187-nucleotide messenger RNA. Its product is annotated as non-SMC condensin II complex subunit D3. The transcript is spliced from 16 exons. Lineage: Eukaryota; Filasterea; Ministeriida; Capsasporidae. Gene Ontology annotation, cellular component: condensed chromosome, centromeric region. Bases 120 to 4922 code for a protein of 1600 amino acids. Gene Ontology annotation, molecular function: histone binding. Gene Ontology annotation, biological process: meiotic chromosome condensation; mitotic chromosome condensation. The record is from RefSeq and is a predicted model, not a curated record.
CGUUCUUCCGGUUUGGUUCAACAGUGAUUUGGAGCUAGUUUCUGGGGUUGAAGCUUCAUUCGCUGUUGCACUUGUUCAAAUCGCUACACACCACAGUCAACAAAGCAAGACAAGCGACCAUGUCCGACGAACCGGCAAACAUUGCCAAGCUGCGGCAGAAGACCGCCGACGUUGUGGAGGAGCUCGGUCUGGCUCACGCACUCCCGUCGCCGUUCAUCGACGCCUGCUACGAGGGCAACUUUUGCGAUUUGCCGUCGCACAUCAGCGCCCCGAUUCUCGAAGAGUCGACAAGCAACGCACUCGCAAUGGUGCGCGCAUUGGAUUCGCUUCUCCUUGCGUGGAAAGCGGCGUUGCCGACACCCGCCCUGAGCACGAGCGGGCCUGCAGGCACCCCGCGGCGUGCAAACACACCCAGCAAGCGGGCGAGCAAGUCUCGCGCAGUUGCGGCCGACGACUCGUCCAGUGAGAGUGAAACGGACGUGUCGGACACUCCAACGCGAUCUCGUCGUUCAAGUGGCAGUCACAGCGCAUCUGCACCAGGUCUGUGGUCUGCGCUCGCCGUCAGCGGCUCGUCACACAAGGCAAUCGUUGCUUUGAUCUUUUACUGCCUCAAUCGGGGCACCUCUCUGAGUCGUUCCAUCGACGACAUGGAGCUGGCCGUCCACGCAGGAAUUGCCUACCUGCACCUGCUGAGCACUCCCGGCGCAGCGUCCUUUGCAGUGUUCCAACCAAUGCUCUUCCGGUCCGUGGUCGAUCUGCUCAAGUGGUGGCCGAAGGACGAGCAGCUGGAGGCCAAGACCGGCGGCAAGCGCAAGCACUCUUCGCAGGUCGUCCCAGCUAGCCAGAGCAAACGUGCACGAACCGCCUCUGCAGAUUCGGACGACAGUGACGACGAAGGUGCAAUUACACGAAUGGCGACGGACGACGCAUUUGACGAGGACGAUGGGGCCGUGCCCAUGUCCCUCGAAGGCACAGAGGGCGAGGCGCUUUUGCGGCAGUUGUUGUGCACCAUCGUGCAAUCCGUGCACUCUGCCGUCAUGAUUACGGCACCGGACGCGCACGCGCAAAUCGCCGAAAUGCUCGUGGUUUUAGCUCGUCACCGCGCUGCCAGCGCUCCUGUUGCGAGCGAUUUUGCGUCCGCUCCGCUGGAGACAGAUUCUGCCGAGCGGCUUGCCUUCAAGGGCCUCUAUGGUCUGUGUGUGAGCGCCAACGGUGCAGCCAGUGCUUCUUCGUUAACGGUUCUCCGCCACUUGCUUCCCAAUGCCUUGAUGAACUAUGCCCUUCCGCUUCCGGCUUCUCUGUCCAAGCUGCUGGCGGGCAUUCACUUGGAUGCGUUUGCGUUCAUUGCCGCUCUGCUCAAGCACAGCUCGGCAACUGCUUCGGCGUUCAGCAAAUCUGCGUACAUUUUUAUCCAACACGCGUGCAACAAGGUGCCCGAUCGUGCAGAGUAUCGCGCUCGCCUGGCGCAGUCUCUUGUUGGGCUGUCUGCUCAUUUCGACGAGGAAAACCAGGCGCACUUCCAAUCGUGGAUGCGCGCCUUGAGCAAAACUGCCAAAACCGGCAAUCGAUUGUUGGCAUUGGACUUUUUCCAAGAGUCCCUCCUCGCCACUCGUGUAAAGUCGAGCUCUGGACUCGAGGCGCUGGCCGUACUCAUGUCGCGCGCAUCAGACAGGACACCCACUGUUCGAGCUCGAGCAUUGGCCGCAAUUGCAUCAGUCACAUCUGCUUCGAUCGAGGGCCGCGCCGGCCAGCACAGCGCGCUGUUUGAGUGCAUGGUUGAGGCCAUUCGCGGCGAGUGCUCCCUGCCCAAGUCGGCGGACAACACGACGAAUGUCACCGCGAUGGACUUGACGGCAGACAUCUCCAUGUCACCUGCGACCAGCGGAAGUGGCAGCCUGCUGUCCGUGCUUCGGCGCCGCACCAAGGAUGAGAAGUCGAAUGUGCGCAAGGCCGCGGUUCAGCUGUUGGAGCAGAUUCUUUGCCUGCCUCUGUCCAACGACGGGACUGUCGGCACGAUCAACCUUAGCGACUUUACAGCUUUGCACGAUCGCUGCCUCGACCCUUCGCUCAGUGUGCGCAAGCAAGCCCUUCAUUCCAUCACCGCCGUCUUGCACAUGCACAUGGAUGACGCGCGCCUCCACAGCAUCUGGUUGGAUGCCGUGCUGCCACUUGUUUUGGACAAAGAGCCGACCGUGCACGACCGUUCCGCCGAGGCUGUAUUUGAGACCUGUAUCCAGCCCUUGCUCGAGAAGAAUCAGCCAUCUCGUCAGAACAACGUCUGGUCGCUCCUUUCCAUGCUGCAUAGCGGCAUCCAGGAUGUCUCUCGGUAUCUACUUCGAAUCGCGCAGCAAUGGGCCAAGACGAACAUGAUUUCUGCAGCCAUUGUUGCUCCUCUGAUGGAGCGCGUCCGCACGGUGCCUGGUGACCAGGGCGCGUGGUCAAUGCUCCUCGCGCUUGGCACUCAAGCUUCCGAGCUCAUCAACCCCGCAUUCGCAUUCACCGCGUGGUCGAACUGGCAAAGCGCGAAAGACACGGAUUCCUCCGCGAGCGCCAUCCACAGCAUGAACUGCGCAUUGCAGCUCCUUGGUCUGACCGUGGCGCGUUUGCCUCAAAAUCAAGCGCAGUCGCUGACUCUGGAGCUGAAGACUGUUUUGACGUCGUUCUGCUCCAGGCCAGAGCUGAUUGCAAUCACCAUGCAAACACUGUCAAAGCUGAUGACACACCAAAAAGACGACAGCAUGCGGCUGCUGUGCCGGGAAAUUAUUGUAUCGUGCGAGCACCGGUUUUCGCAACUGGUUCUUGGUCUGAAGCCUGGUCAAGAGCUCGAUUUGGAGAGCGUCACCCGAUGCGUCUUCACUCUGGGCGAGGCUUGCCAAUAUCACUCGGCGGGGACGCUUGUCAUUUCAAAGCGACUCGAGAUGCUUGUGCACACGCUGACCAUGCCAUUCUUCCAACCUGAAGGCUGCGAUGAAGACGUGGCCAUCCCUGCCAUCCUGCGCGCUCAUGCCAUUGUGACGCUGGGCAAGAUUUGCCUGCGAAACGAGACUAUGGCGAAGGCUUCGAUCGCUGCGAUGGCCCGCGAGCUUGAGACGAGUGACAGCGAAAUUAUUCGCAACAACGUCGUUGUAGUCAUGUGCGAUCUGUGCGUUCGCUACACUGCUUUGGUGGAUCGGUACAUUCCCAACAUUGCGGCAUGCUUGCGCGACCCGUCACCGCUCGUACGACGUCAGACCAUCACGUUGCUCACCCGCUUGCUGCAAGAGGACUUUGUCAAGUGGAAGGGAUCGCUCUUCUUCCGCUUUGUCGUCGCACUCGUCGACAAGGAGCCAACGGUGCGACAAUACGCCGAGUUUUGCUUGUCCAACAUGCUUCUGGUCAAACAUCCCACAAUGUUCUUUUCGCACAUGGUCGAGUGCAUUUUCCACUUUAACGAUUACGUCGGGCACUCGGCGUACAAUGUCUUUGCGCAGUCCGAUCGCGAGCGUGCGCUGUUCAAGCUGACUGGCGACGCAAAUGCAGCAAACCGCCUGACAAUCUACAAGUUCCUGCUGGAGAACAUGUCUGACGACCAACUCUUCCAAAUUACGGCCAAGUUGUCGCAGGAGGUUUUGGGCGGCGUGGUGGACGAUACACUUUCCAUCACCGCCACUGAUGGUGCCGAAGUCCUCAAGGACACGCUUGCCAUCCUCUGCAGCAAGGAGAUCAAGCUGAGCGCCAUUCGCAAGCGCACAACCGCAGGAGAGGAGGACGACGAGGAGGCCUCUGCUGUUCCAGCGGCCAGCUCCGAGGCCACUGCAGCCAUGGCGAAUGCGAUGGCAAACGCCAAAGUCAAGUUAAUUUCUCAGAUUGUCAAGAAGAACAUGAUUGAAAACCUGGUUCCCACGGUGAUUUCCCUCAAGCACAUGCUCGAACAGCAACGCUCGCCGCUGCAACGCAACUUGAUGGCUUUUUUGCGUGAUGUCGUGCGGGACUACAAGGAGGAGGUGGCCGACAUUUUGGCGGCAGACCGUCAGCUCGCUUCUGAAAUUCAGUACGAUUUGCGAAAGUUUGAAGAGGAGGAGCAACAGCAACAGCAAAAACAACAGCAACAGCAACAGCAACAGCAACAGCAACAGCAACAGCAACAACAACAACAUCAGCAGGCAGCGUCGUCCUCCAGCGCGAUGGCCACCAGUGCCGUUUCGCCUGCGGUGGCGCGUCAAAUGGCGGAUAAAACAGGCACUCCUGCCACCGCUCGUCGAUUGCAGCAUGCCGAGCUUCAGCAGUUCCUGGAUUCGCCCAACAUGUCCAUGUUGGCCGAGCCAAGCAAGCGACCCUCGUUGCACAUCCAUGUGGCCUCUCCUCGGUUUGCCAUCCCGAAGCUGCUUCCAAACCAGCGCAUUACAUCCACCCCGCUCCCAGGCGUCAAACUGAUGCCAGCCGCUGCGCGACCGUCCUUCUCCACGCUGAGCGCAGCUGCUCUCCCGCCGCGUUCUCCUGCCUCUGCGCGCCACCCAGGAGCGGAGAAUGCUACAGCGAACGCUGCUAUUCCUGCUGUGGCUUCUGCGACACCGGCCAAGAAGCCUUCGACGCCGUUCGGAUCUAUGACCACGCCUCGCGUUCGAAUGCUGCGAGAAGGGCUGGAUUUGUUGUGCAUGAAGUCGCCUGUCGCCAACCACGUUGAUGACGACGACGAUGACGAUGAUGACGACGACGACGACGGCAAAGCGGAAGCAGAGGACGGAGAGGACUUGUUGGCUUCGCCAGCGGCCAAAGCCAAGUGGAACGUUUCUUCUCCGGCUGCACUCAAUAUUGGCAUGCCGGCGUCAAACAAGCGCGAAGCUUCGUCGCCAACUGGUGCUUCUCCUGCUGCCACGCGCAAGCCGCGUGCUGUAGCGAUCGCCACGGCUCGCUCGCGUAGUCGAUUGACCUUUGACGGCUAACUCGAAGUCGUCGAGAACAAAAAAAAAAAAAAACCAAAAAAAAAAAAAACAAACAAAAUCUGGUUCCACAAUCGCUCGAGUUGCUGCCUUGCGUCAUCUUGCGAUAUUUGGGUUGUCCGUUGUGAAUCAUCCUAGUUGUUGCAUUGUUGCUCGAUUUGCCUGCAUUUUAUUUUUGUGUGUUUUGCUUUGUUAACCGUUGAAGUUUAUCAGUAAAAAAAGGGCUGGAAAAGAACGCAAAAUUGCAACCCAGCUGAGCUGUGAUGUC